Messenger RNA from Actinia tenebrosa (Australian red waratah sea anemone), 891 nucleotides. RefSeq lists its product as uncharacterized. Lineage: Eukaryota; Metazoa; Cnidaria; Anthozoa; Actiniaria; Actiniidae. The record is from RefSeq and is a predicted model, not a curated record.
GAUAUCAUGUGCAAUAGUAAUCAAUUUCGCAACGAUUGAUGCACACGAUAUAUAAAGGACGUGGCGAGACUUGUUCACGAACAGUUCAGACAGCAGCUAGCACACCAACUCCUCAAGACAGCCCGGCUUAUUCCAGUUCAGCAGUUUUUGAAAAUCAAGAUGAACUCUGCAAUACCACUUGUAGUUGUACUGUUAGUGACAAUGGUGCAAAUCAUUCUGGCACAUCCUGCUAAAAGUGAUGAUUUUGAGUACACUACUGACGACUGUCCGCCAGGUAUAUGGGUCUGUAGGAAAAAACGUGCUCAAAUCCCCAAACCUAUAGCCGAGUCAAAUGACUGUCCACCAGGAAUAUGGACGUGCCAGAAGAAACGAUCACUGGAGGCUGCCAAACAAAUGGAUUUGGACACCAGAAGACGACAACAAAUCUUGAAAAAGAUGAUAAUGAGAGAAAAAGAAAGAGAAUCUGCCAAGAUGUUGAAUGCUGCAAAGUUACAAGGAUCACAGUCUCAAUUGAAAAGAUCAAACGAUUGUCCACCAGGAAUUUGGGUCUGUUAGGAAAAAGUAUGUGCAUGAACAACGGCUGGUAAUGACGAAACGCACGAAACAUGACAAUUUAGAAAAACUAUUUAAACUUGAGAAUGAAUAGGUAGAAAUGAAUAAAUAUUCCUUAUCACUGAAUGGAUAUUUAAAAUGACUUUGCAAGAUAAAGCAAAAUUUGAUUGUAACUUAGCGUAAUCGAUAAUCCAAUCCAAACCCAAGUUGUCUAACGUAUUUUUAUUUAAUAUAAAAAGGUCAUGAGAGUAACGAAGAAAAAACACUAUCAAAGCUGCCUGUUUUUUACAUCUUUGUUUAAAUGAAAGAAAGUUUCAAUAAAGACUGAACGAGGCAAGA